Lactuca sativa (garden lettuce) is the source of this 2268-nucleotide messenger RNA. RefSeq lists its product as uncharacterized. Lineage: Eukaryota; Viridiplantae; Streptophyta; Magnoliopsida; Asterales; Asteraceae. The record is from RefSeq and is a predicted model, not a curated record.
UUUUAUUUUAUUUUUAGGUUUAUUUUCGUUGAUACCAUUUCACUUGUCGGGAAGGUUUUUGUUGUUAUGUGCAGGAAUUCGGGAUCAUAUGCAUUGCUUUUUUUUACUUUUUGCAUGGGUUUUGAGAUUGCAAGCGAUUAGGGAAUUCUUGACUUGUUUAGCCUACUACUUUGGUGAUUUGUCCAACUCAAUCCACGAGGCGUGGUAUAGCAAGGCGUAUCAUGGUGAUUAAGUGGAAGACCGAGCUCUUGCUGUUCUUGACUAGUUGGGCCACUUCUUGUUCUACUUUUAGUUAAUGGUGCAAAAAAAACAAAAGAAAUAGUCUAAUGGGUCCCGAAAGUUUUUGUUUUCACAUACCACUUUUUGCAUGCAAGGGGUUUAUUCAGCAAUUGUUGUUUGAUUUCGAUGAAGACGAGUGUUCAUGAUAUCCUUUUUAGUUAUUUUAGUUUUAUUUAUUUAUUUAUUUAUUUUUUUAUUUAUUUUCCAAAGAUAAUGUCACUUGUCGGAGAAUUUUGCUGCUGGAAAUAUUCAAUAGACCCAGUGGAGCUAGGAAUUACAAGAACACAGUCAAAAUAAAAGAUGCAAUGAGUUUUAAUUUUUGAAUGGAGUUAAUAAUAAUAAUAAUAAUAAUAAUAAUAAUAAUAAUAAAAUGAAUGAAAGAAAUAAACCUGGGCGGAACGUUAUGCGUAGUAUGUGGGAACGCGCCUGUGUUCCUCUUGAACGCCCAACAUUCAUAGUUACUGGUUAUAUUUUCUUACCCCUAUUUACUUUUACUUUUCCCCUUCCUCUUUUCUUUUCACGUUCACUGGUCCCCCUCGGUUCUUACUCCCUCCGACGAUUUCUUCACAAAGUCACCGAUUUCUCAUCCUUUUUUUUUUCCUUUAAUCGACUCAAAAGGCAAAAUGGCAAGGAGAAAUCAGAAACCUCCCAAGGAAAUCACGAAUCACCCGUUCUUGCAAUUUCCUCGUUCUUUGAAUCCUGCUACACUGACAAAACAUCAAGAAAGGCUUAGUACAUUACUUGGGAAAAGAAUUGAUAUUGCACCAUAUUGUGAUUGGGAAUUUGCAGCCCAAUAUGGGAUUGAUGUCCUCAUCAGGGAUUUUUUGACAUACACUCACAUGGACGUAGGUGGCAUGCCUAUGUUUACAUGUCGGGGUUGGGACCGGUUAUUCAGGAUUCAGGAGCCCGUCUAUCGGGAGUUUUUGCUGGAGUUCUACGCUACAGUUGCUUUUGAUCCUACAAAGCCUCUCAAUGAUAGGACUGCAUUUCCUUUUCGAUUAGGUGGUGUUAGCAGGGAAUGUAGUGCGAUUGAGCUUGCCAUCAGGGUUGGGGUAUAUACUAUAGAUGAGACGAGGACUCCUCACUUUCAUAAUUUUCUCUCAUCCUGUGUUGUAGGGACACAUGAGGAGUAUAAUGAAAACGAUUUUUGGGCUCAGCUUACUGGGGAGGUGUAUGUGCCAUCUUCUGCUCGGGGUAGCAUGAUUAGAUCGACUACUUACAGAUUGUUGUACAGAUUGAUCGCGAGAUCUUUCAGCAUGAUGGACCCUCAUUACACCGGGGAGGCACCUAAACCUUCCAUUGGCUUUAGCAUUGUUUAUGGCGUGGAAAGCCAGCGCGCGUCGGGAGGAUAUUCCGAUUUGGGGGUGACAUUUCGUUACUCGGUUAGCGGCAUCUUAUUAGUUGUUGAUCAGGGAUACUACGAGGACGAUGGUUCGUUAUGACAUGAGGGUGAUGGGUGUUCAGAUGCUGGAGUCUAUGUUGGUGAUUGCACGAGGGGGUGAUGGUAUUUUUAGGAUAGUGCCUGAUGAUGAGGCAUCGGGGGAUAUUGCACCACUACUUGAGCUACGAUGAGUCUAACGGUGUAGACCUGCUCUUCGAGGAGCGCAGCAGGGACCUGAGCCAGAGAUCGAUAUACGUUUCCUUGCUCGGCGCAUAGACGAGCAUUUUGAUAUAGUAGAGAGUAGACAGCAGUGGUUUGAGGGAGUAUUGACUGGGCUUUGUGCUUCGCUGGGAUAUCAUCAUCCAAUCCCUUUUCCCCAAUCAUUCCAGCAGCGACAGGAUGGAGCCGACACAUCUAGGACACAUCAGCAUGAUGACGAGGAUGACGAGGAUGACGAGUGACUUAGUUUAUCCUUUUAUUUUAUGUUAUUUUUAGUUUAUUUUUGCGUUUCUUAGAAUUAAUAUUUUUAUUUGGUAUGUAAUUAGUUUAAUUUAGGUUGUUUAUUUUUGUAAUUUUGUUUUCCAUGUUGAUGCUUUUUGAUUGUUUUA